ACCAUGUGAUCGGGGCGCGUCGUGUCGCGUCGCCUCGAGCAUGCGCAGCAGGCGCCGUCCCAUCGGACCAUGACCGUUGUGAAUGGGACCGAGGAGUACGCGCAGUAGACAAACAUGGAUCCUCACGAUAUACAACACUGGAUUAAAAGAGUAGAACGAGCAUCUGAAUGUGCUGUUGCAGAAGUAUUUCCCUCCACAAAAUCAAAAAUAAAUCCGAAAGUCAAUGGAUAUGUUGUGGCCAUGGAGACAAUUGAUCAGCUUCAUGAUCAUGAUGAUGCCUAUACUGAAGCUCAAGAUUUACUCCAUGAAUGGAUGAAUUCCAAGAUAAGGCCAGAAUUAGAAUAUGAAGAAACUGAAGAAACAGAAAGUUGUAUCAAUAACUCAGAAGAACUCCUUCACACACCAGAGAUGAUCUCCAGAAUGCCUGAAAAGUUUGAUGAAUUGUACAGUUAUUUGGAACAGGAAAAAGUGGAUGCUACAGCACAGACCUUCUUACAGCAGCUCCUAGAGAUGAAAGUGGUGGAGUCUGGUGUCCUUGAGGAUCUUGGAGAAGAUGAGGAAAUGCAUCAGACAAAAUGCAAAGACCCACGGUUAAAGAUGGAGGCAAGGCACCAACAGGUGAGAGAGAAUCGCCUGAAAAGACAGGCAAAGUUGGAACAACAGAAGCAGGAAAAAGCCAUGAAGAAAUUUGCUCAGGCUAAAGCUCAGCAGCGGCUUCAGGAGGAAGACAGGAGAAAAGCUUUACAAGCCAAGAAAGAGGAAGAACACAUUAAAAAAGAAAUGGUGCAGUUACGGAAAGAAAUGAUGGAAAGGAGAUGCAUAAUGGGAGAGGCAAAACGACUUGAACAAUUGCAUCUGGAAAAACAAAAGAAAAAACUCUUGGUUCAUGAAAAGGUCAAGCAAGCACUGAUGGAGCUACAGGAACAGCAGGACCAGGAACGUCUCAAGAUCAAGCAUCUCCAGGUGAUGCAACAAGUUGAAGCCAGGAUUAAAGCUUACCAGCUCCGGUGUUUGCAGAAGCAUUUUUCAGUUUGGUAUAAACUGGUGCUCGAACGAAGAAUUAAAAUGGGUAAAGCCAGGGCCUUGUUUGAUUGGAAGAGUCAGCUCCGAGCUUUCCAGGCCUGGAGAACAUUUGUGUGGGGAAAGAAACUGGAGCAAGAGGUGCAGCGUACUGAAGUAGAGCUGCGAGAGGAAAAAAGGAAAAACCAACUUGCAACAGACUGCAAUCGGAAACACCGACUCCGUUACUGCUUCACAAAUUGGCAAAUAUGGUGUAAAACUGAGAAAGGAAAGAGAGAACUGGAGGCAAGAAAAGAGGAGACAAAACAAAAGAUGGCUGCACUGUUAGAUUCAGCAUGUUCUGGGAAAUUGUCAGCAAAUUCCAGCAGAGUUUCAAAAAGUACGUGCGAAACACUGCAGAUUGAAUGUGCUGAAGAAGAGUCACAGGGCAAAGUGAAGACACAGAGUUCCUCAGUCAAUUCCCGGGUACAACAAGCCAACAAAACACAGCAGAUCAGAACCAAAAGCCCAAAAUUUGCUUGGCAAGUUACUCGCAAGCAUGCUGCGUCGAGCCUGGAGGACAGAGUACAUGUGCAUGAUACAAGUAAAAUCUCAAGUGGCUACCAGGAAAGUCAAAAAUCCAACUCUGUCACCACAGGAAAGGUGAUUCAGUAUUUGCAGGGUAACUUUGAACAUCGCCAUAGAUUCCAACAGCAACUGAUUGAGAAACAAAAAAAGCAGCUGGAGGAACAACAGAAAACAAUUGCAGAGCUUCAGGAUAACCAACAGUUGACAUUAUUGCAGGAAGAGGCGAAACUGGCAUCAGCCAUAACUGCAGCGAUUGGUAAUACAGCUCAAAAGGUGCAAACUGAACCCAGUCCACUUGGUAGAAAACAAUCUGGAAAUACCCAGCCUAAAAUGAAAGACACUGCUGUGCGUAUAUCCAGUUUGGCAGGUCCUACAUCAUUUGAGGAAUCUAAUUGUCCCAGCACAAGUACCAAUUACAGCAAAACAGUUCAUAACUUGAUUUCACCUCACCCAAUUGUCAAAGCAAUGGAAGAAAGAGCAAAGCAACGCUUAGCAAGACGAAAAGAACUAGAGGAGUUCAAAAGAAAAAAAGAGCAAGAGAGACUUGCUCAUCUGAGAGCUGAGGAGGAACAGCGACGGAGGCAGCUGGAGGCUGAAAAACAGGCAACUCUAGAAAAGAAACGCGAGGAGAGAAGACUGCAAAGACAGAGAGAGGUUCAGAAGCAGCUGAGGUAUGAAAAAGAAAAACAACUUCAAUCUGCUGCAGAAAAACACUACCAGCAUUUUCUUCUACAAAAGAAGGGCCUGGAACCCUGGAAAAAACUUUUAGAAAUCUCCAAGAAAAACUUGAAGUUAGCAGAAGAUCAUCACAGCUCUUCACUCUUACACCUAUGUCUACGUACCUGGCAUCAAAGCAUAACAGAGUCACUGGCUGAAAAGAAGUUCGAAGCCAAAAAAGUGUACAAUGGCAUUCUUCUUAAGCGAUGUUUCAAAAAUUGGCUAGUAUACAAAGAUUACUGCACUGUUAUGGAGGAGAAAGCAUGGCAACACUAUCUGACAGCUCUAACAAGAGCCACUUUCAUUGCCUGGUUUGGUUAUGUGACUGAGGAAAAGAUUGAAUCAUGGGAGAAGGAGAGAAUUGGAGAACAACAUAAUCAGUGGAGGAUAGUCAAGAGAGCUUUCAGAGCAUGGAAGAGUUUGCCAAUGCUCAUCAAGGAGGAGGUGAAGAAGGAAGAACGCAUACAGCACCUCAGGAAGAAAGUUGCUGAAAUUCUCCCUGAUUUUCAGGCAUAGCAAUUAAAUACUAACAGUUUGAGGAUCUUGGAAGCGUACAGGAAUAAUGUAUCACAGUUUGAAUUUGAGUUGAGGGAGAAUCUUCUAUUAGAAUUUAGCAAAGAACCUCCAAGUCUUGAAGGUCAGGCCAAAAACACCUUGUGUACCUCGUGGGGUGGAAUACAAAAAUUAUACAGACAAUUGAAGACUUAAUUUAAAAGCAAAAUUUAAUAGUGACAUUUUUGUUGAUGUAUUAUAACAAUAAAAUAGAUGAAUAUUCA
This is a messenger RNA of Rhincodon typus (whale shark), 3080 nucleotides long. RefSeq names its product coiled-coil domain containing 191 (gene ccdc191). Bases 115 to 2820 code for a protein of 901 amino acids. Gene Ontology annotation, molecular function: phosphatase binding. NCBI's taxonomy places the organism in Eukaryota, Metazoa, Chordata, Chondrichthyes, Orectolobiformes, Rhincodontidae. The transcript is spliced from 17 exons. The record is from RefSeq and is a predicted model, not a curated record.